This is a messenger RNA of Vespa mandarinia (Asian giant hornet), 3429 nucleotides long. Its product is annotated as putative G protein-coupled receptor No18. Gene Ontology annotation, molecular function: G protein-coupled receptor activity. Gene Ontology annotation, biological process: adenylate cyclase-activating adrenergic receptor signaling pathway; positive regulation of MAPK cascade. Lineage: Eukaryota; Metazoa; Arthropoda; Insecta; Hymenoptera; Vespidae. The record is from RefSeq and is a predicted model, not a curated record. Gene Ontology annotation, cellular component: plasma membrane.
AUUUAAACAAUACCACAUUUAAUAAAACAUUUCAUGGUUCAAAACAUGCAUUAAAUAUAAAAUAGAAUUAAAUUAAUAUUUAAAUAGAGUUACAAUUUGAACGUGCGGUUGUUAUUUAUUUGCAUAAAUAAAAACAAAUUUUUCACUUACUUUUACUAUUAUCGAAACAGUUUUCUUUUUCAUAACAUCAAAGCAAUCUCUUUCCAAACGGAUACGUUAAAUAAAUUAUACUUUUGAUUAUUUUAGAAUUAUUUAAACAAUUUGGAACGUGUUCGAAGUAUACUAUUUCAUAUCAUAAUAUUAACUUUAUAUUAUAAUGUUGAAUUUUUCUGUUUAAAAACAUUAUAGCAAUCGUGCACAAACCAAUGAUGUAAUCGAGUGUUUGCAUUGUUAAAACUAAAAAUCGCGAAGUAGAAGCAGUGUUCAAUCACUUACGUUUUGCAUUUUAAACAAUAAGUUAACUUGCAUUGAUUGCAUACAAUGCAAUCGUUAGAGACAAUAUUUGUUUAUAAAGUUUUCGCUUGUUGAACAGUAGCACAGAUUGUAUUCGUCAAUGAUAAUAGAAUAUCGUGAAGUAAAUUCAGUGAGCAUCCGUUAAAAUAUAACUAUCGCGUAUUAGAGACAGUGCGUCACUGAAGAAGAUAUCAAACAACAUCGAUGUCAACCUGUCUCAUUUUCAACCGCUUACGAAUUAUCCAGUCUUAAUUUCGAUCUAAAUCGUGGACAAGUGUUUUGAAGAUUCGCAGAACUUCUAAAGUAAGAUCCUAACGAUGUCCGGAAACGUACGAACCGGUGAACAGAAAUCGUCAUCAAUGGAUCGUGGAUAAACGUCAUGGCGAAUCAAACGGCUGAUUACCAUGGGGACGUUUAUCAAUGGAAUCGAACAGUACCGACGGAUGAACGCGAUACGCAAACGGAAUAUUAUCUAGCCAAUUGGACAGAUCUCGUGCUGGCUGUUCUGUUCUGCAUGCUGAUCGUCGUCACUAUAGUCGGCAACACACUGGUGAUAGCAGCGGUAAUUACGACGAGACGACUAAGGUCCGUUACUAAUUGUUUCGUAUCCAGUCUGGCCGCCGCGGAUUUAUUGGUUGGUUUGGCUGUAAUGCCACCGGCUGUACUGCUACAGUUGAACGGCGGAAGCUGGGAAUUGGGUGAAAUCUUGUGCGACUCUUGGGUGUCCUUGGACAUUCUUCUCUGCACAGCUAGUAUUCUAUCGUUGUGUGCAAUAUCUAUAGACAGGUACCUCGCGGUGACUCAACCAUUAAUCUACAGCCGAAGACGGAGAAGUAAGAGAUUGGCUGGUUUAAUGAUAGUAGCUGUCUGGAUACUAGCAGGUGCGAUUACGAGCCCACCUCUUCUUGGCUGUUUCCCACGGGCAACUAAUCGCGAUAGCAAAAAGUGUUCCUACAACAUGGACUCCUCUUACGUCAUAUUCUCCGCCUGCGGGUCUUUCUUCUUACCAAUGUUAGUCAUGCUUUAUGUAUACGGAAGGAUUUCCUGCGUUAUAGCUAGUCGACACAGAAAUUUGGAGACCAGUGACUCUGAAAAAACUCGUCGACAAACUCGAAAUGCACCGAUCGAACGUACAAAGAGCAUGAAGAUUCGUCGUUUGGAGUGUACGGUGGAUAGUGAUACUUGCGAAAGGACGUCGAACGAGGGUGAAACUACAAGCAGUUGCAAGAAAGUGGGUAUAAUUCGAGGUCAUCAGCAGAGCUGCAUCAACAGGGUAGCAAAGGAAACGAAAACCGCUGGCACAUUGGCAGUAGUAGUGGGCGGUUUCGUGGCUUGUUGGUUACCAUUCUUCAUUCUCUAUCUUGCCACUCCGUUCGUCCCGAUGGAACCACCGAAUAUUCUGAUGCCGGCACUAACGUGGCUAGGUUGGAUAAAUUCAGCGAUAAAUCCAUUCAUCUACGCAUUUUACUCGGCCGACUUCAGGUUAGCAUUUUGGCGAUUAACGUGUCGGAAGUGCUUCAAAAGUCAAACGGCCUUGAAUCAUACCGAACGGAAAGUACCAACCCCUGCGACGUGGAGGAAGAAUGCAUCGAGAACGUGAAGAUCAAUCUUAUUUAUAUCAAAAAUGAUUAAAUAGAUACUGCAGAAAGUAGUACGAAUAAGGCGAUUUUCAGUUGUGGAUUAUGGAAAUAAAAGGAAUAAUAAAAAAUGGAAGAAACGAGUUUCGUUUCGGAAUACGCUGCCGAAGAAGAAAUCUAACCGCCUAACGAUGUUUCCUGUAUAGGAAAAGUCCCUGCAUGGCUUGGAUAUUCUGAUAACGAGUGAACGAGUGAACUGAAAAAGGUGGAUGGAUGGAUAGUUAGAUAAAUAGAUAGAUAGAUAAGUAGAUAGAUAGAUAGAAAAAGAGAGAAAAAAAGAAAGAAAGAAAGAGAGAGAGAGAGAGAAAUUUUCCUUUGCUUCAGCGCAUCUUGCGUUCGUUAACGUAUCUUUUCGUAACGAUCACGCAAUUUUCUUCUUUAUAUUUUUAACAAACGCUCGCGUGACAUUUAUGGUUCGUGGAUCAAAUGUAACUGUACAUAUACAAUAUAUAUAUAUAUAUAUAUACAAUACCAUACAUAUAGGUUUACGGUACUAUAGCUUCUUACGUUUCACAAUGAGAAAAGUUCUAUUUACUUUCUUCAAAGAUCGUUGUAAUUGAUCGGUUGAACUCUGAGUUUGAGCCAGUGCCACUUGUCUUUCUCUCUCUCUUUCUCUUUCUCACUUUCUCUCUUUCUCUCUUUCUCUUUCUCUCUUUCUCUCUUUGUCUCUCUCCUUUUCUCUCUCUAAUUCAGGAAUGGAUUAGAGCUCAGAUUAGCUACGGUUUAACUCUACGUUAGUAUCGGUUUGACCCUCGGUUGUUUCUGAAUUAGAGACGCGUUAGGUCCUCCUGUGAAGACUUCCAAAUUAACCACUCUAGAGAGAAAGAGAAAGAGAGAGAGAGAGAGAUAGAGAUAGAGAUAGAGAUAGAGAUAGAGAUAGAGAUAGAGAGAUAGAGGACUCGAGGGGCUAGUAGUUUCCAACUCGUCGACCUACGAAAAUCGAAUCCGGUUCGAGAGUAAUGUCAAAGCUUUCGACGAUAUAUCAAGGAACUCUUUAUCUCUUUCAUCGAGGAACGUCGAUAAGAAAUAGGAUGAAAUUUUAUGGAAAAACUUAACAUGCGAUUUUUCAAAAACAUUUUCUCGCGAGCAUAAAUUUUGAUAAAUUAGCUCGUGAAUUUUAUCUUUCGAUAACACAGUUGUGAGUUCGAUUGGUAUUGAGUUUACGAUAAUAGAACGUUCCUCUAUGCUAGAUUAUAAUCUUCGUGAAUAGUGUCGAGAGAUUUGCCUAAAAUCAACAUUGCAUGGAGAAUGUAUCAAAAUACAUACAUAUGUAUGAAUCUACGAAAAUUCAGUUUCAAUUCAAAAUAAUCAAUGCAUAAGGAACAACAAAUAAUCUCAA